AUGUCAGUAGGACCAUUGCUCAAGAAGUCCAGAACGGAAGUAAAGCCCUCUAAGUUCGACAUUGUGUUCUCCGAGAAAGAUUUGAAUGGGAUCCAACAUCCUCACACUGAUGCCUUGAUUGUCACCGUCGGUGUGGCGAACAAAUUUGAUGUAAAACGAGUCCUAAUUGAUCAAGGGAGCGCCAAUGACAUUAUGUAUUAUGACCUUUUCAAAAAGCUGGGUCUUGAUGAGCAACACUUAAUCCCCACAAUCUCCCCUCUAGUCGGCUUCAAUGGACAGACAGAGUGGCCGCUCGGCCGGAUCACCUUGUCCGUCACAGCAAAGUCCAAAGUGGUCCCUAUCGACUUCUUGGUAGUUCGUUUCCCAACAAAGAAUGGGGUGGAUGAGAUCAGGGGUGACCAAGUAGCGGCAAAGCACUGCUUCAUCAUCGCUAUGAAGUCUAAACAAGCAUGCAAGGAAGUCCAAAUGGCCGAACUGCCUGAUCAGCAUGUACUGGAAGACAUUGGUAGAAUACCAACAGAGAAGAUGGUGGAGGAUCUCGAAACGAUCUUGGUGGAUGGAGGAGAUCCAGACAAGUUCUUUCUGGUCGGCACUUCGCUUCUCGCCAAAAAGAAAGAGCAAUUGCUAGCUUUCCUUCGCAAGAAUAUCGAAGUGUUUGCCUGGUCUGCUUAUGAGACCCCUGGGUUGGACCCAACCUUUGCAUGUCACCAACUCAAUGUCCAACCAACAGCUCAGCCCGUGGUCCAAAAGAGCAGACAAUCAUUCGUAGAACAUACGGAAGCGGUCAUUCAAAAGGUAAACAAGCUUCUGGCAGCAAGGGUCAUUCGGGAGGUACAAUAUCCAAAAUGGUUGUCUAACACCGUUGUGGUGAAGAAAAAUAACAAAAAAUGGAGGGUAUGCGUCGACUUCACCAACCUCAACAGAGCUUGUCCUAAGGACAGCUUUCCUCUCCCACGAAUAGACCAACUGGUGGACGUAACAGCUGGACAUGAACGGAUGAGCUUCUUGGAUGCUUACAGUGGUUAUCAUCAAAUCUCUUUGUUUGGCCCUGACCAGGAGAAGACAGCAUUCAUUAGCCUAAGGGGCACCUACUGCUACAAAGUGAUGCCUUUUAGCCUGAAGAACGCCGGUGCGACCUAUCAACGGAUGGUCACUAAAAUGUUCAUGGACCAACUAGGCAAGACUAUGGAGGCCUAUAUAGAUGACAUGGUGGUCAAAAGCAAAUUGGCUGAACAUCAUCUGAGAGACUUGGAGGAAGUGUUCCAAAUCCCGAAGACCCACAAGCUUCGUUUGAACGCCUUAAAAUGUGCAUUCGGGGUAGGUUCAGGGAAGUUCUUGGGAUAUAUGGUGACUAGACAAGGCAUCGAAGUCAAUCCCGACCAGAUCAAAGCCCUCAAAGACAUUGAGGCACCUAGGAAGGCUAGGGAACUCCAAAAGCUCACUGUCCCCAAUGAAGAGCUCUUUGUUUACUUGGCUGUCUCCGAUCACGCUGUGAGUGCAGUCUUGAUUAGAGAGGAAGGGAAGGAACAAAAGCCAGUAUACUAUGUCAGCAAAACCCUUUUGGAUGCCGAAACCAGAUACCUACCUCUAGAGAAGCUGGCAUAUGCCCUGCUGAUAGCCUCCAGGAAGUUUGCUCACCACUUCCAAGGACACACCAUCAAUGUCCUCACAGAGUACCCUCUAAAGUCUGUGUUUAGCCGAGCUGAUUUCUCGGGCCGGACAGCGAAAUGGGCAGUAGAAUUGGGUGAGUUUGACAUUAAAUUCCAGCCACGGAUUGCUAUCAAAGCUCAAGGUUCUGGAGCGGGAGGGGUCCUUAUUUCACCAGAGGGGUUUGUUUGGAAGCAAGCCGUCAGACUGGGAUGGAAGGCUUCCAACAACGAAGCUGAAUACGAGGCUCUGCUAGCUGGUCCAUGCAGUGCUGAACACUUUAAUGCAGAGGAGUUGCUCGUUUAUAGCGACUCCCAACUUGUGGUGAACCAAUUGACUGGAGUAUACGAAACUCGCGAUGACCGGAUGACAUCCUAUGCAGAACAAGCCAAGCACUUGAUUCGCAGGUUUCAAGCUAUCAGGGUUGUGAAAAUUGGCCGUGAUGGAAAUAGCCACGCCGAUGCCUUAGCCUGUCUUGGCUCUUCGGUGGACUCCAAAAAUGGUCGCAAGAUAUGGGUUGAAUUUGUUCCUCAACCGACUGUCGAUACACCCAGCUCGGUCCUCUGUACUGACCUCGGUCCGAGCUGGAUGGACCCACUCCUUGCCUUCUUAAAAAAUGGCGCCCUCCCAGAUGACAAGAAAAAGGCGCAUAAAACAAGGCACCGAGCUGCGCGAUUUUAG
This is a messenger RNA of Camellia sinensis, 2328 nucleotides long. Lineage: Eukaryota; Viridiplantae; Streptophyta; Magnoliopsida; Ericales; Theaceae. The record is from RefSeq and is a predicted model, not a curated record.